Messenger RNA from Clupea harengus (Atlantic herring), 3093 nucleotides. RefSeq lists its product as uncharacterized. NCBI's taxonomy places the organism in Eukaryota, Metazoa, Chordata, Actinopteri, Clupeiformes, Clupeidae. The transcript is spliced from 2 exons. The record is from RefSeq and is a predicted model, not a curated record. Bases 719 to 2233 code for a protein of 504 amino acids.
AUAAAGCCAGAAGAGCGAGAAGAAGAGAAGAGGGGGCUUGCGCACUGCGUUGUAAUAAUAAAAGACCGUAUCUCGUUGAAACUUAAAACUGUGUCCUCACAACUUUUUUGUCAUGGCUUAGAGUCAAGGUCAUGACAAAAUGGGGGCUCGUCUCGUUCUGAACCCGGCUGUUAAUGUGAGUAGAUACUGAUCUUUAGAGCAUUAAAAUCACGUAGUGAGUUCGCACGUUCCACUCAGCUGAUGCCUCGCGGUGGGAGGUAAAGAAAUUGUCUGUGUGGACGCAGUAGUUUUUUGUUUUCAGUAUUGUGGGAGAUUGGAAACAACAUUCUACUUCUGUAUUCGGCAACGGUAGGUGAGUAAGUGUUGACUGCUGCACUGAUACGAUAAGUAGCGAAGGUGUGUUCCUGUUGAGGGUAGUGGCGUUGUCCUUGGGAUUUCGCCUAUAAUGGUGGUAGUGUUGUGGUGAAGACGGUUCGGUUAGAGCAUUCGUGCGCUCCGUGGCUCAAGCGGAGUUACCAGAUAAUGGUCGCUCUUGUUUGGCUGUCGGGCUUGCGCUUAAUAACCCACCGUCAUUAGCUGCAUGAAGGGCUAGGUUUAGUUAGCUAGGUAGUUGGGCCUCAGAUAUUUAGAGGAACGCACCUUGCGCUACUGUUGUUGUUGGGAAGUUGUGCAGUUAGUCUCGCCUGCUUAUUGUUUGGCGUUGUGCGUGAAUAUUAAAAUGCCGUCCGUAGAGGAGUUUGCUGCUGCUCCAUCGCAUGAAGCUUUAGACCAAUGCUCUAAGGAUCAGUUGCUUAAAAUAGCUGAACAUUAUGAAUUGCAAAUUUCUAGCAGCUUUGCUAAAGAUAAGGUGAAGGCAAUUGUUAGGAGUAAUAUAGCUGAAUCUGGCAUUUUGCCUGGAGUCGAAAAAACGGCUACAUCCUCUUUUGCCUCUGUGUCCAUGGAGGGGUUAUCUUUUCAGCAGAGGAAAGAAUUGUUACGGUUGCAAAUUGACCACGAGAAGUUUAAGGUCAGUGCUGAACAUGAGAAAGCUGUAACUUUAGAGAAGAUUCGCCAGGAGACCGAACAAGUUAGGUUGGAAUUUGAGCAUAAACUCCAAAUGGAGCGGGAGGCUAAGGUGCAUGCGCGGCCACACUCGAGGCUUGAAAGUGGUUCAGACGUCUCGAGUUUUGACGUGCUCGGUAAUGUACGUUUGAUGCCUAAGUUUUCGCAAAGUGAUCCAGACUCAUUUUUUCUGUUGUUCGAUCGGGUGGCAGAGGCACGCGAGUGGCCAGAUUCUGUCCGCACACUAAUGUUAUCAUCUGUGUUGACCGGUAGGGCUCAGGAAGUUUAUUCUGCAAUGUCUUCUCCUGAGUGUGAGGAUUAUGUUAAAGUUAAAGAUACAAUUUUGAAGGCAUAUGAGCGUGUUCCUGAGUUUUACAGGCAAAGAUUUAGAACGUGGAAAAAGGGCUACAAGCAAACUCACCUCGAGUUUGUGCGUGAUUUAAAGUUGUUUUUUUCUCGUUGGUGUAGGCCUGCAGAGGUGGAUGACUAUGAUAGCUUACGUGAGCUCAUUGUGUUGGAGCAAUUUAAAAAUUCGGUUCCUGAGCGCGUAGCUACACAUAUUAGUGAACAGAAGGUUCGUAAGGUACUUGAAGCAGCUGCAAUUGCAGAUGAUUAUGUAUUAAUUCACCAGAACACUAACGCUGCGGAACGCCGAGGGCAACCUGCGCAUGGGAGUGGCACUGGUGUGCCUGCUGGGGGCUUCACUGGCCAGAGUAGAACAGUUCAGUCUGGUGCUGGCAAUUUUGGUGGGUUUCGUAGUGGAGAUAAAGUUUGCGAUGUGUGUCACAAGCGGGGUCAUUUAAGGGCUGAUUGUUAUUCACUGAAAUCUAGCAGAUAUCCAUUUGGUCCGGGUAUGCAAGCGAAGGGUGCAGGCUUGGCAGUACCUGGGCAGCACCACGAGCCUAAUGCAGUCCCCGUGGAUUCACAAGUAAAGUGUGCUGAUACAGCUGUGUUAGAUCCUUAUGCACCGUUUGUAAGAAUGGGGUAUGUAUCUAUGGUGGGCAGUGAUGUUGGGGUACCUGUUAAGAUCCUGAGAGAUACUGGGGCGUUUGACUCUUUUAUCCGAGGAGGUGUGUUGCCAUUGUCAAAGGAGACUGAGGUUGGCAGUUCUGUUCUUGUGCGGGGAAUGGGAAUGAGUGUUUUGCAUGUGCCAUUACACAGUCAUCCUGCAUUGCGAUUUGUUCCAGGGUGAAACUGUGCUAGCUGUUCGCCCAGCACUGCCAAUAAAAGGGGUCUCUGUGAUUCUCGGUAACAACAUUGCGGGUGCUCAGAUGUGGCCCGAUUGCUCUCCUGCCCUUCUUACAGAAUCAAGGCCAUGUUUGAUGUCAGGGCCUGAUGAAUGUGAGAGGGACUUUCCUGACACGUUUGCAGCCUGCGCUGUUACACGCGCCAUGGCGCAGGAGAAACCUGAACGUGCCACACCUGGUGAGUAGUGUUCCACUGAAGUUUUCAUUUCCUAUGUCUGACUUUCCUGUGUCUGUGCCCCGCAGUGAACUGGUCACAGAGCAGAACGCUGAUCGAUCAUUGGCCGGGUUGUAUGGCCAGGUACGUCCUCCUGGUGAAAUGGAGGACAGUGCAUGUGGUUACUUCCUUGAAGACUCCCUGCUGGUGCACCAGUUGCUGGGAUCUCAGGGAACGGUACAAUGAGCUAGUGGGGUAAUGUAUGAGGUUUUUGUCAAGUCAGCAGCUUGAUGUUUAUUACUUCCGGACAGAAGUUGGUUGUUAACACAGUUGUCCGUAGUGAUGCGUAUUUUUUGCAUUUAAUGGGGAUCUUUGUUUGACUGGUUGUAAUUUUGGGUUUAGUUUAUUGGUUAAAUUAAUGUUUAGUUGGGGGCUGUUGGGAUUCCAGUUGGAAGCCCGCCUUUUGUGGGAGGGGGGUGUCAUGGCCUACUGGCUAUGCCUGUUACCUGCUCUUUUUCCAUCUAUGUUGUAGGCGUGGCUGCAGCAGGCCAUUAGUGGAAAAGUGAUUACACCUGGGCCCGGCGUCUCCACGGGCUAUAACAUCCACCAGAGAGAGAGAAGGGGCUCGCGCACUGCGUUGUAAUAAUAAAA